Messenger RNA from Aricia agestis (brown argus), 827 nucleotides. RefSeq names its product circadian clock-controlled protein daywake-like. The transcript has 5 exons. The coding region runs from base 44 to 766 and encodes 240 amino acids. Lineage: Eukaryota; Metazoa; Arthropoda; Insecta; Lepidoptera; Lycaenidae. The record is from RefSeq and is a predicted model, not a curated record.
UCGUCGGCGGAGUCAGAGUCGAGUGACCGAUUAUUGUGUGAACAUGUUGCUGACCGCGCUGCUCGCUGUGUGUUGUGCGUCGGGGGCGCUGGCCACGGCUGUCCCGUUCAUCAAGCCGUGUCCGAUCGACGACUCGCCGUGCAUACUGAAGGCGGCGAACGCGGCGCUGCCGAAGUUCGCGCAGGGCCGCCCCGAGAUGGGCAUCGAGCCGCUCGAGCCCAUGUACAUCAAGCGCAUGGUGAACGACAACGCCGGCCUCAAGCUCACCUUCACCGACAACUACAUCAAGGGCAUGAGCACCUGCACCAUCUCUAACCUCAAGAGCGAGAUCCUCAGCAAGAAGUCUCACACGCUGACGUUCAAGUGUCCGAGCAUCGUGAUCGACGGCGACUACCGCAUCGACGGCCAGCUGCUGCUGCUCACCAUACAGGGCCACGGCAAGUUCAAGAUUGACUUGCGCGACGUGAUACUGAAGGUGACGACUCAGUUGGGCAAGGUGACGGGCGCGGACGGCAAGCAGCACUUCAACAUCGAGUCCUGGAAGAACUCCUUCAAGGUGCAGACCUCCGCGCACUUCGACUUCGAGAAUCUCUUCAAUGGAAAUGAGGUUAUCGCGAAAUCAAUCCUGGAGUUCAUGAACACGAACUGGAAGGACGUGCUGGCGGAGGCGGGCGAGCCCAUACACAAGGCCAUCACGGGCAAGGCGGUAGAGGUCGCGCAGAAACUUUACAAUUACAGCUCGGACGACGAACUAUAUGUUUUAUAAUCUAGGUUACUCAUCAAAGACUAUUAAGUUAAGAUAUGUGCAAUAAAUUUUGUUAUAGUUU